AGAAGACACGCAGUCGGGCAUUUUAAGGGAUACCCUUAUCCCCUCCAUCCCGGCAACGCAUGACGGACGUGCUGCAGCACCCGUUCGUCGCUCCUACCUGAGCCCCGAAUCCCCGUCUUCCCGUCUCCCCGCCUUCCCCCCCCCUCCGGUUGAGCUGGGCUGUGCCUGCUACCCGUGUCGUGUUUCCCUUCCCCUGGCAACCCUUGGCUGCUGUCCCAAGCCGUUUCCGGUUCGACCCCUCGCUGGCCCCGGUCUCGUUUGAUACGAGACUCCGCAGAACACAACUCGUGCUUGCCGUGAGUGCUUAAAAACCUCUGCUCCUCUGAUCCGUGCCGGUCAUAGAUCGUCCCGUCAUUCCAGGGGUUUUGAAAGUCCCGACGUCGUUCACUUCAUUCGUCCCUCGCUUUUUCCGGACGGGUCACCGGAGUGGAAACCACACGCAUACACACUUCUGUUCAUCGAUUUCAGGCUGUGCCUCCCUUUUCACAACUCCUGGCUGGGAGGACGUACAAUUACUUAAGAGACUAUAUAAACCAUACCGCCCACGCGAAGCAUCCGUCAACCCUGUCUCCUCGCCGACACGAUGCAGACCUCCCGUUUCCAGGCCAUUACGGCGCGCUUCUCGCCGCACAACCUCCGCACCUCGUUCCGCCGGUCGCUGUCGACGUCGUCGACGUCGUCGUCGGCGUCUUCGCGAGCCAGCAGCACCGACCGGGGCUUGACCGCCUCGCAGGCCAGCUCGCCCGUCUCCACCAUCAACAGCAUUGUCUUCCGCCAGAAGUCGUUACUCGAGCUGCACGACGAGGAAGAGCAUCCCACGCACAUCCUCGAGCCGAGGCCGGCCGCCACGUUCUGCAGCCUCGAGGAGCGCAUGAUGUCCUUCUGAGACGGACAUCAACAACGGCAACCUGAGGUCCCAGGGGGGCAGCAGUCUGGAGUCAUCUUUGCUGGCUUUUGCAACUGGGUGCAGGGCCGGAGGAGGAAAGUGAUUCGAUUCUUUUCACAACGCUAUUUUUCUUGAUACCACAUAAUUGAUUGAUCAUCACGGAACCGGUCUGGAGUGAAGGCUAUGGCUAUAUUGGGAUGGCUCUUUCGAGGGAGAUUUCUGGCGCCGGCGUUAGCAGUACGCCUGAGGUAACUAAUGAACUGUUACGUCCGGGC
Messenger RNA from Thermothielavioides terrestris NRRL 8126, 1161 nucleotides. RefSeq lists its product as uncharacterized. Lineage: Eukaryota; Fungi; Ascomycota; Sordariomycetes; Sordariales; Chaetomiaceae. The coding region runs from base 584 to 886 and encodes 100 amino acids. The transcript is spliced from 2 exons. The record is from RefSeq and is a predicted model, not a curated record.